UCCUAUAUCUCUGGCACCUAACCCUUAGGUAAUCCUAUGUACCUCCAACAAAGGCGCCUUAGGUAAGUGAAGGUACCCCACACUCACGACGCGGACGACCAACUCGGCCGUCUCGACCGCUCAAGCUGCUUGUGUAGUCUACAACAACCAUCUCUCGACCUAUCUCUGCUUCCUUCACAUCGCCCGCCGAACCGCCCCUCGGAGACUGGCAACUUCUGGGGACCGAUAAGUCUACCCACUAUGUCCCAAUCCCUCCGCCCCUACCUCCAGUGCGUGCGAAGCACUCUGACUGCCGCCCUCUGCCUCUCCAACUUCGCCUCCCAAACCUCAGAACGGCACAAUGUCCCUGAGAUCGAAGCCCAAACCUCCCCCGAGGUCCUGCUGAACCCCUUGAUCGUCUCGCGCAACGAGAACGAGAAGGUCUUGAUCGAGCCGAGCAUCAACAGCGUACGGAUUAGCAUCAAGAUCAAGCAGGCCGACGAGAUCGAGAACAUCCUAGUCCACAAGUUUACUCGGUUCCUUACCCAGCGAGCGGAAGCCUUCUUCAUCCUCCGAAGGAAACCAAUAAAGGGCUAUGACAUUUCGUUCUUAAUAACGAACUUCCACACCGAGGAGAUGCUGAAGCACAAGCUGGUCGACUUUAUCAUUCAGUUCAUGGAGGAGGUAGAUAAGGAGAUAUCAGAGAUGAAGCUAUUUUUGAAUGCACGGGCAAGAUUUGUUGCCGAAUCCUUCUUAACACCUUUUGACUAAGGGGAAGCCCAUACGCCAUAUCAUCUUACUUGCCGCCGAUGGGACUAGACCGACAAGCACGGCGACAUAAGACUCGACGCAAC
This is a messenger RNA of Durotheca rogersii, 833 nucleotides long. Its product is annotated as ARP23 complex 20 kDa subunit. The coding region runs from base 241 to 750 and encodes 169 amino acids. Lineage: Eukaryota; Fungi; Ascomycota; Sordariomycetes; Xylariales; Xylariaceae. Gene Ontology annotation, molecular function: actin filament binding. The record is from RefSeq and is a predicted model, not a curated record. Gene Ontology annotation, cellular component: Arp2/3 protein complex; actin cytoskeleton. Gene Ontology annotation, biological process: Arp2/3 complex-mediated actin nucleation; actin filament polymerization. The transcript has 5 exons.